CUCUAGUUGUGAAUGUGAAGAGUUUCGGGAGAGCAAUAUGGCUACUGUGCCGUCGUUACCGCUUUAUGUCGUGGUAGACUUGACUUUCCCAAUCGAUUCGGCCCUUGCUGAGACGUGUGUGAUGGCCGUCGAAAAUACUAUUACUUUAGCUUGUUUUUUACGCGAGGAGGUAACGAAUUUUGGCAUAAUCUGCAUUGAUGAUGCAGUGCACAGUGUUUGUCGGCCCGUACUGACCGAAGGCAAUAAUGGUGUAUCGUGGAUUUAUUCUACCAUAUACGAGGGGAUUUCGAAACAAUUUAAUAGCGGUAUCCGAGUGGCACCUGCAGAUUUUAAAGAUUUGUUACUCCUCGCUGUUAGAAACGCCCUGGAUGAACGACCCAUUGCCUCGCUUACUGUUAUAUCUUGUCGAGAAGGACGACUAAUAGCCGAUUGGCUAGAGACACUGUCGAAAGACCAAGUAUUGGCGGCGGACAGUUUUCAGGUGGUGGAACUGAGCCGGAACGAAGCCCAACAUGCGUCUAUCAGCGUUUGCCAGCCUCCUCGAGACGGUCGGCCUGCCGUCCGGCUGGCUGUGGUCCCCGUGGCCCCCGCCGGUGCAACGGCGCCGCGGGCAAGCUCCGGAGGCGGGAAGUCCCAACUCCAGGCCACACUCGAAGCGACACUCCGAGCCGCCUGGUUCACGCCGCGAUGGAGCGAGAUGAUCUCGCUGCAGCUCGUCAUGAGCCAGACCGUUGAACUCGAGUGCGUGGCGUCUCCGAGUGUGGCGGACCCGUCGAGCCUGCCCGUUGCGGACCUAUUCUUGAUCCCUGGAACAGCUGGGGGUGGGGGCGGCGUCCGCACCACCACCGGCGGCGGCGCCAAGGUGGUCCUGGAGGCCCUGUGUCGGGUGGCUGCCGACGGUGUCUGCGAGGGCAGCUUGUUCGGCGCGCCUCUGAGGGUGCUCUGGUCACCACCUUUCGCAUUUCGAGGGAAUGACCAGGAGUACCGACAAAAUGCACACAUGUUUCUGGCUCUGUGCGAAUCACUCGACGAAGCAGGCGAGUUCCUCGUGUUGAAACGGCUGGGUGGCAGCCAGGCGCUAGACUUGGGCGGCCACUUCAUCGCCAUGCCCGGCGACGAGUGCCUGCUGGUGAGGGCUGUGGCCUCCGCCGAGCUAGUGCUGCCCGCGCCAGCGCCGCCGCCGCUGCAGUACGGUGGCUUGGAGGCGGCGAACGCUGGCCGAGAGGUGCGCGGCGCGCUGGACGGGCUGGCCGUGGUGGAGCAGUACACCGCCAAGCAAUUCCCCAGCCAUUUGUGCGCCGCACUCAAACUGACCACCAGCUUCCCCGAACGCUUGUCCCUGGGGUCGCUGGCCUGUCCUAGGCCUCAAGCCUGGUCGACUGGCGCAGCGCCCCGCGUAGCGCCCAUCAACAAGUGUGUUGCCGCAGUAGCACCACCCGAACAGGAUGCGGGACAAGCCCACCAGGGUAAGGCGGUCGGGGAAGCCCUGUCCUCCGACGAGGAGCUUGCCGAGGAGAACACGCGGCCCCUGAUGACGGCCGCCCAGCCGCGGGCGAGGACUUCCAUGGCGGUUCACGGAGCCCCCGCCCCCGCCCCGCACAAACUGGGGACGGGUGGGCAUCCCGCUCUCGACACAGACAGCCGUACAUCCGCCAAGCGCAAACGAGCCCCGUCUCUAUUUAGAGUGUUUAAGUCGCGACGUCACUAGAUAGCCGACAGAGCUAGGCGGUAGCGGGUAGGCAGACCCGCUCGGCAUCAACUCCGGCCUCCCGCCAGAGAGCGCGGGGGAAAAUGGAAGAGAAAAAAAAAUAGAAGCUGAAAUAAAUGACUGGUAGAGCCAUUGAGUUUUCAAAGGAUAAAUAAUUGUAAUACAUCAGACAGUGUGGGGAUGAUUGUACAUUUCCUUAAAUAUUAGAACUGUACAAAACUGAGGUUUUGCUAUUUACACUGGUAAUGUGCACAAUAUUUCAUCAGGGAAAAUCUUUUAAUACCCAAGUGAAUGUUUUCUCUUAGUAUUACAGAAGUCACAGAGGUAGAAUUAAGGUAUUAUGCACUAUUAUUGGCAGUGGCAGAAUAAUGCAAGUGUCUAAACGGACACAGUGUGCGCAAAACAGCUACCAAAAGAACACAGAUAUAUCUUAACUGCCACACAUAAGUGAAAUUAAUAAUUCAUUGGCAAGGCUAGACAAUCUCAAAAUUACUGAUUUUCAAUUGAGAAUAUCUUUGAGAUGGGUACCACAAGGUACUUUGAAAACAUAUACACAAUUAAUUUGACAAGAGAUAAGCCAAAACCAUGAUAAAAAUCUCAAUGCAUCCUUAGGACAUUAUCACAAUAAUAAUGUGCUUUGUAAACAGGUAAAAGCUAUAAAAAAGGAAACAUUUGGAAAAAAUGUUUACAAGUAAUAAAAUUAUCAAGAAAUAAGCAAAA
Frankliniella occidentalis (western flower thrips) is the source of this 2428-nucleotide messenger RNA. RefSeq lists its product as uncharacterized. Lineage: Eukaryota; Metazoa; Arthropoda; Insecta; Thysanoptera; Thripidae. The transcript is spliced from 9 exons. Bases 38 to 1708 code for a protein of 556 amino acids. The record is from RefSeq and is a predicted model, not a curated record. Gene Ontology annotation, biological process: male meiosis chromosome separation; meiosis I; spermatogenesis.